UCAGCCAGGCGCUGCGAAGGAGCUGCAAGCACUUGCAGGAGACGUCUGGACUCUUCAGAAAGCUCCGCCUGACUUGCUCGCUUGUUCUUACCUGCCUGCCUGCUGGUGCCAGACAGGGAGGAGACUGAGGACUCUCGAGCCGCAGCCGGGCUUGCGUUCCGCACGAUGCCCGCCUGCGGGGCCCUCUAGGGCAGCAAGAGGAGAACGCAGAUAAGCGAGGCAUCUGCGCCGGCUCCAGUAGCUCCUAGGGCCCCGCCACCCUGAGGGUGGGGCCGGCUGGGAAAAGGCACCUCCUCCCCUGGUGCUGUUGGGACCUGCAGGAAGCAGCUACUCUUGGACGGGAGAGGCGGCAGCGGCGGCGCCCAGCUCAGGAGGAGUAAGUGAGUGGUGGGUGGUGGAUCUGAGCACGAUCAAAGACUUAUCAGAUGUUGACUUGUCUUCCAUUCUUGAGUCUCUGGAAUUUUCACUAGCAAUAUGACUUCUUCAAAUGUGUAUGGCUCCAGUUCCUGGGAGCUCAUUGUUGCUAUUGAUCACCAAUAUGGAGGAGAACAAAAAGAAAUCAUCCUUCAAGUAUCAGGAGAUCUUCACAUUGGAGGAGUGAUGCUCAGGCUUGUAGAACAAAUUAGCAUAUCACAGGACUGGUCAGACUAUGCCCUUUGGUGGGAGCAAAAGCAGUGCUGGCUUCUAAAAACUCACUGGACACUGGAUAAAUAUGGGGUGCAGGCAGAUGCCAAGCUGCUGUUCACUAUUCAGCACAAAAUGCUGCGGCUUCGCCUGCCGAGCAUGAAAACUGUGAGACUGAAUGUUAGCUUUUCAUCGGUGGUGUUCAAAGUAGUUGGAGACAUCUGCAAGACCCUUGGUAUUAGACAGCCGGAAGAACUUUCUCUGCUGAAACCACCAGAAGACGCAAAAAAGAAAAAGAGAAAAGAAAAAGAAAAGGAACCAGUCAUAGAAGAUAUUUUAAAUCUGCACAGCUCUCCAGUGAGUUUGGGAUUGCCAGCAAGUCCCGGCUUCUAUAGUAAGACCAUGACUCCCAUUUAUGAUCCCGUCAGUGGUACACCUAUCUCUUCUACAAUCGCAUGGUUUGGUGAAAGCCCUCUGGCCAAACAGAACUGGAGCAACCUUGCUUUUAGCCACUCCAACUGUACGCCAGAAUCGCUUGCCAAAAUGUACCAGUCUCGAACUUUGGUUGACAAAGCAAAACUGAACGCAGGGUGGUUAGAUUCCUCUCGGUCUCUUAUGGAACAAGGUGUCCAGGAGGAUGAUCAGCUUUUGUUACGCUUCAAAUACUAUGCCUUCUUCGAUUUGAAUGCAAAAUAUGAUGCGGUGAGAAUCAAUCAGCUCUACGAACAAGCCCGAUGGGCUAUUCUGCUGGAAGAAAUAGACUGCACAGAGGAAGAAACCUUCAUCUUUGCUGCACUGCAAUAUCACAUCAGCAAGUUGACAUUGUCAUCAGGUUCACAGAUUUUCACAACUGAAGCUGAAACAGAUGAAGUGGAGGCAGCUCUUUCAAACCUUGAAGUCACUCUGGAAGGUGGAAAAACAGAUAAUAUUUUGGAAGAUAUCACGGACAUACCAAAGCUUGCAGAUAACCUCAAGUUAUUUCGAUCCAAAAAGCUGGCACUGAAAACCUUCAAGCAAUAUUGGUUUGUCUUCAAAGAUACAUCAGUGUCUUACUUUAAAAACAAGGAAGCUGAACAUGGAGAACCCAUUGAGAAGCUCAACCUAAGAGGAUGUGAAAUUGUUCCAGAUGUAAGUGUGUCGGGGAAAAAAUAUGGAAUUAAGUUACUCAUCCCUGUCGCUGAUGGAAUGAACGAAGUGCACUUGAGAUGCGAUAAUGAAAAUCAGUAUGCCAGGUGGAUGGCUGCUUGCGUUUUGGCUUCUAAAGGAAAAACAAUGGCUGACAGCUCUUACCAUGCGGAGGUCCAUAACAUCCUGUCAUUCUUAAAAAUGAAAAGCAGAACUGCUGCUCCCCAGGAAGUUUCUGAUGUGGAAAGCAUGGAUAUUAAACCAGAGUGUUUUAUCUCGCCACGAUAUGCAAAGAAAUACAAGUCUAAGCAGCUGGCUACUCGCAUCCUGGAGGCCCACCAAAACAUCGCCCACAUGUCUCUUAUGGAAGCCAAACUGAGGUUUAUCCAGGCGUGGCAGUCGCUUCCUGAGUUUGGCUUAUCGUAUUACAUCGUAAGAUUUAAAGGAAGCAAGAAAGAUGAUCUCCUGGGGAUUUCUUAUAACAGACUGAUAAGGAUAGACACAGCCACUGGGGACCCAAUUACAACAUGGAGAUUCUCAAAUAUGAAACAGUGGAAUGUGAACUGGGAGAUACGACAGGUUGCAAUUGAGUUUGAUCAGAAUGUGUCUAUUGCUUUUGCUUGCCUGAGCGCAGACUGCAAAGUAGUCCAUGAAUAUAUUGGAGGCUAUAUCUUCCUCUCAACCCGUUCCAAAGACCAGAAUGAAACACUGGAUGAAGACCUGUUCCAUAAAUUAACUGGAGGAUGGGAGUGAGGAGGAGCGAGGAGCUGCCUCUGGAUUGCAUAUCGGUGAUGCAGCACUACAAAACAUAAAUGUAGAUGCAUCUUAUUUUGAAGCAAGGAAUUUUAAGCUGGUGCAACUCACUGACUCUUUUUUAAUAGCUUACCUCAGGGGUUAUCCAGGUUAAAUGUAAACACUUAGAGCAGGGGUGACUAACCUGUGGCCCACCAGAUGCGGUUGCACUCCAACUCCCAUCAUCCCUGGGCAUGCUGGUUGGGGCUGAUGGGAGUUGGAGUCCAUCAACAUCUGGAGGCCACAGGUCCCCUAUCCCUGACCUAGAGCCUGCUUUAUUUAUUACAACAAGUUAGAGCCUACUUUAUUGGAACAAACUAUUUAUGGUAGAGUUAGGCAGCCCCCUCCAGCAUGGCCAGGGAUGAUGUGAGUUCUAGUCCAAGAACAUCUGGAGGGCCAAGAGUUCAUUAUCCCUGAUCUACGGUAUAUAUGGAGCACAGUUUUUCUUUCUCUGUGAUCUUUGUUAACAUAUGACACACAUUAGUCUCUGAAAUGUAGUUAAAGCUCUAAUCCAGCAAAUGCUUAAAAUAUCCCAUCAGCACAAGGAUUACCACUAGCACAACAGGACAUCUCCCCCGCAUACCCCACAUCCUCCCCAAUGCUCUGAGCACACUAGUCACCUACAGCUUUUCCAUUGGCCACAUCUGGAGGGGCAAUGGGUUGAUCUGCGAAUCAGUUGCAAAAUCUGUCUGAAGCUAAUUAAAAAAAUGCACUUGAGCUGAUCCCACCAGGUUUUAUAGUAGAAAGUAGUGUCAUGUGCCCCCAUUUUCAGAAGAGAGAGGUGGAGACGCAUUGAAACCUGCAGAACAGUAAGUGUGUCUCUUCCCCACAUCUGCUGUGGAGGACUAGGGUUACCCAUAGAACAGAUUUGGGGGGAGGGGGGAAAGUCCCAUUGCCCUAAUGGUAAUCCUUGAACAGGUGGGAUUCUGACUUAGCACUAUGUUGGGUACAACCCUUAGAGCACAAGUCAGUUGCCCUUUGGAUCCUCCAUUCCCCCUCCUCACCCUUGGGUGCUGUUGACCCCCUUUGCCCUGGACUCCUCUGGUAAGUAGAGAGCAAUGUUCUCAGGACAGCAGUGUGCUGCAUCUAAUGGCGUGCCCAGGAGGCACGUGUUUUUAACAUUAAUGUAAUGUAAAUACGUACUCUUGUUAAUAUAGACCUUUUCAUUAUGCCUGAGAAUUCAUUUUAAAUUCUUCCUUGGUAAAUUCCACAGAAAUCAAGCGGUGAUGGGGGAAGAGAGCAUUUCCAAAUUACUGAUAUAUAGGAAUGAUAAAUGUGGAGCUGGGUGUGGACAUGGUGGCAGAUUACACUGUUCGUUCAGCAGCAAGCCUAAACCUGCUACUUUCCAUUCUAUGGGGAAAAGGUGUAGCACCAGUGGGGCCAUGUCAAGGCUAGCACUAUAGGCUGGAUCCAAUUGUGCACUUCUACUUACAGAAGGGUGACCUUACAGAAAGAGUGCUUUACACCUUGCACUCGAGCACUGCACAAGAAAAGU
Rhineura floridana is the source of this 4036-nucleotide messenger RNA. RefSeq names its product FERM domain containing kindlin 1 (gene FERMT1). Gene Ontology annotation, cellular component: focal adhesion. NCBI's taxonomy places the organism in Eukaryota, Metazoa, Chordata, Lepidosauria, Squamata, Rhineuridae. Gene Ontology annotation, molecular function: integrin binding. The transcript is spliced from 15 exons. The record is from RefSeq and is a predicted model, not a curated record. Bases 475 to 2502 code for a protein of 675 amino acids. Gene Ontology annotation, biological process: integrin-mediated signaling pathway; cell-matrix adhesion.